AUGCCGAGCAGAAAAUGCAAUCUGCUGCUCCUUUCGCCGGCCUCCCCGGGGGACGCAGACAAGGAGAACUUAGCACUCCGGCCGGCUUCUGAGCUGCUGGCCUUCGAGCGAUUCCGGGAGGCGAGUGCGCAGCCCCUCGCCUACGGCUACGGCCACGGCCCGCGCGGCCUGCGGGAGCUGCGGGCGCGAGAGUUCGGGCGCCUGGCAGGAACUGUCUACCUUGACCAUGCAGGAGCCACGCUGUUCCCCGAGAGCCAGCUCAGGAGCUUCACUCGUGAUCUCCUGGAGAAUGUUUACGGUAACCCUCACAGCCAGAACAUCAGCAGCAAGCUCACCCAGGACACCGUGGAGCAGGUGCGCUACAGGGUCCUGGCGCACUUCCACGCCUCCCCAGAGGACUACAGCGUGAUUUUCACCGCCGGGAGCACGGCUGCCCUUAAACUGGUGGCGGAAGCCUUCCCGUGGGUGCCCCGGGGCCCCGGGAGCAGCGGGAGCCUGUUCUGUUACCUCACCGACAGCCACACCUCCGUGGUGGGCAUGCGGAUGGUCACCACAGCCAGGAAUGUCACUUCCAUCCCGGUCAGGCCCGAGGACAUGUGGUCGGCGGAGAAACAGGGUACUGCCGCCAGCGACCCGGACUGCCAGCUUCCGCAUCUCUUCUGUUAUCCGGCUCAGAGUAACUUUUCUGGCACUAGGUACCCUCUGUCCUGGAUAGGAGAGGUCACGGCGGGGCGCAUGUGCCCGGUGAGCGCGCCCGCACCCGGGCGGUGGUUCGUGCUGCUGGACGCAGCCUCCUACGCCAGCACCUCCCCUUUGGACCUGUCGGCGCACCAGGCGGAUUUCGUCUCCCUCUCCUUCUACAAGAUCUUCGGCUUCCCCACAGGCCUGGGGGCGCUGCUGGUGCAUAAUCGGAUGGCUCCCCUGCUGAGGAAAACCUACUUUGGAGGAGGCACCGCUGCUGCAUACCUGGCGGGAGAAGACUUCUACAUCCCCAGGCCGUCGGUGGCAGAAAGGGUUAAAAUACAGAACACAAUAGUCUCACUGAAAGCUUCAACUUGCACCAGGCUGCUGUUUGCCACCACCCGUUAUCCUGAUGCUUGCGGACCUCCCAGUGUCUCCCAGCUGUCCCAUCGCUUCUGCAGCAGCCAGAGGUUUGAGGAUGGCACCAUCCCGUUCCUUGACGUGAUAGCGCUCAAACACGGAUUUGAUGCCCUGGAGCGCCUCACAGGCGGCAUGGAGAAUGUGCAGCAGCACACCUUCACCCUGGCUCGGUACACCUACGCCGCCCUGUGCUCCCUCCGGUACCCCAACGGGGCCCCGGUGGUGCGGAUCUACAGCGACUCUGAGUUCCGCAGCCCUGAGGCGCAGGGCCCAGUCAUCAAUUUUAACGUGCUCGACGCCAGCGGGAACGUCGUUGGUUACUCUCAGGUGGAGAAGAUGGCCAGUCUUUUCAACAUCCAGGUGCGCACCGGCUGCUUCUGCAACACGGGGGCCUGCCAGCGGCACCUGGGGAUCAGCGACGAGAUGGUCAAGAAGCACCUUCAGGCUGGUCAUGUCUGUGGAGAUGACGUGGACCUCGUAGAUGGGCAGCCGACAGGGUCUGUGAGGAUUUCAUUUGGAUACAUGUCUACUCUUGAGGAUGCCCAAGCCUUUCUCAAGUUCAUCAUAGCCACCCGACUGCGCCCGCAACAUAGCCAGCCUGUUCCUCAGGCCGUCCCUGGGGAGGCUGGCACCGCACCAGCAGAGAGCGAGGCUCAGAGCACCGUGCCCACCACCGUGCCCGCCACCGUGCCUACCACUGUGCCUGCCACUGUGCCCACCACCAGGCAUACCGCUGUGCCCACCACUGUGCCUGCCACUGUGUCCACCACUCUGUCCACCACCGUGCCCACCACUGUGCCCACCACCAGGCAUACCACUGUGUCCACCACUGUGCCCACCACCGUGCCUGCCACUGUGUACACCACUCUGUCCACCACCGUGCCCGCCACUGUGCCCACCACAGUGCCCAUCACUGUGCUCACCACCGUGCCUGCCACUGUGGCUGCCACCAGGCACAGACCUAGUCCCUCUCCUCGGGAAGAUACCCCCACAGCCUCCAGGGCCGGGAAUGACAGGCCCCCUGCUGUGGGUGCUGUGUGUUUGCGCCCACCUCUGCCAGAGGCCACUGGGACCCUGCAGGCCCCUUCAGAGAAAGCGGCAGCAGCCCCGGGUGGGGGCCUUGGGCCACAUGUCAUCACCAACCUUUUCCUCUACCCCAUCAAAUCCUGUGCUGCGUUUGAGGUGACGCAGUGGCCUGUGGGACACCAAGGGCUGCUGUACGACCGGAGCUGGAUGGUUGUGAACCACAAUGGCAUUUGCCUGAGUCAGAAGCAGGAGCCUCGGCUGUGCCUGGUCCAGCCCCGCAUUGACCUGCAGCAGAGGAUCAUGGUCGUUAGAGCCAAAGGAAUGGAGCCUAUAGAGGUGCCUCUUGAGGAAAAUGGUGAAUGGGUUCAGAUUUGCCAAAGCAAGGUCUGUGCGGACAGGGUAAAUACUCAUGAUUGUGGAGAAAAAAUUUCAAGCUGGUUGUCAAGGUUUCUGGGCCGUCCGUGUCAUUUGAUCAAACAAAGCUCGGACUUUCAGAGAAACGCGAAGAAGAGCCAUGGCAAAGGGCAGUCUGCUGGAACACCAGCCACUCUUUCUCUGGUGAAUGAGGCCCAGUAUCUGCUGAUAAACAGAUCCAGUGUUUUGGAACUUCAGCAGCAAUUAAACGCCAGUGAUGAGAGUGGAAGGGAGGAAUUAUUCCCAAUGAGAGAGCUCAUCUCACGUUUCCGUGCCAAUAUUAUUACCAGUGGAGCAAGCGCUUUUGAAGAAGAGAAAUGGGAGGAGAUUUCAAUCGGUUCCUUGCAUUUCCAGGUUUUGGGGCCUUGUCACAGAUCAGGGCAACGAAACCAAGAUGUUUUCCAGAAGCUUUCAGAGAGUCGAGAGAGAAAGGUAAACUUCGGAGUGUACCUGAUGCAUAUGUCUUUGGAUUUUUCUUCUCCAUGUUUCCUGUCCGUAGGAUCUCAGGUGCUCCCUGUGUUGAAAGAAAAUGUAGAAAGCCACGAUUUACCUGCUUCUGAGAAACACCAGAAUGUUGUCUCCUGAGAUUCUUUUUUUCCCAGCAUAAAUUAAAAUUUCUCUUUUACAACGAU
Molecule: messenger RNA, 3173 nt
Organism: Myotis lucifugus (little brown bat)
Lineage: Eukaryota; Metazoa; Chordata; Mammalia; Chiroptera; Vespertilionidae
Gene: MOCOS
Product: molybdenum cofactor sulfurase
Biological process (GO): Mo-molybdopterin cofactor biosynthetic process
Molecular function (GO): molybdenum ion binding; molybdenum cofactor sulfurtransferase activity; pyridoxal phosphate binding
Source: RefSeq, a predicted model, not a curated record